CGAGUAAAACGGCAGAGAUAGAUAGUAAACUGCCGAAAACUGUGCGCGACACGCAGCGACGCUUUACCCGCACUUUGGUUUAAUAUCACGUCAGCUUCGUCCGCCGCCGGUUUCCCCAAAAUAACAGUGUCAUGGUGUGAAUGUCCCGCCGAGAGAAGAGCGACUUUAAUAUCCGCGUCCAUCCGCCGGAGCGACUUUCACUUCUUCCAAGUUUACUUGGACUUUUUCUGGAGACGCUGCAGGCUGGAGUUUGACGCUGACUUCCUGCAGACUGCUUUGUAGAAAGGGAAAUCUUUGUGAGAAGGCCUGCUCAUCCACCGUCCUCAUACUGGAAGCUACAGGAUGGCGAGAAGUUUCCCCGUUCCCUUGUUACUUCUUGCAGUAUGCUGCCUGGCAUCUGCAGGGCCGUUGUUUCGCAGCCCAUGUGAGCUGCUGCCGGUGGGGGUGGGACACCCGGUGCAGGCCACGUUGAAGAGCUUCACCGCCCUGUCAGGCUGCGCCAGCAGAGGCACCAGCAGCCUCCCGCAGGAGGUCCACAUCAUCAACCUGAGAGGACACGCUCCAGAGGGACCAGACAGCACCCCGGCUGAAGUUGAGCUGCAUCUGAAGCCGAUCCAGUCUCUGCUGCGCCACCAGAAGCCGCUGGUUUUAGUGCUCAACUCCCCCCAACCACUCAUCUGGAAGAUCAAGACGGAGAACCUGGCCCUGGGCAUUAAACGAACCUUUCAUGUAUCUGAGGGCUCAGAGGUCCACUUCCAGCCCGGAAACUUCUCCCUGUCCUGCCAGAUCCAGAAGGAGACCCUUCCUCAUGGCAACGAGCACCUCCUCAACUGGGCGCAGAAGAAGUACCGGGCAGUCACCUCCUUCUCUGAGCUCCGGAUGACUCAAGACAUCUACAUCAAAGUCGGAGAAGAUCCUCUGUUUUCUGACACCUGCAAGAUUGAUACCAAGUUCCUGUCUCUGAACUACCUGGGCGGCUACGUGGAGCCGCAGGCAUCAAAGGGCUGCGUCCUGUCUGGACCCGACAAAGACCAAGACGUCCACAUCAUCGAGCUCCAAGCGCCCAACUCCAGCAGUGCGUUCCAGGUGGAUGUCAUCGUAGAUCUACGGCCUCUGGAGGACGAUGCCCCGCUGCAUCGUGACGUCGUCUUGCUGCUUAAGUGCGCCAAGUCUGUCAACUGGGUCAUCAAGGCGCACAAUGUGAUUGGCAAGCUGGAUGUAGUGGCCUCUGAUACCGUGAGUGUGAGUUCGAAUACGGAGAGACUGAUGCCAGUAUCAAAAUAUCCCAAGCAGCAGUUGCCAUCAGGGCCACAAGCCUUGAUCAAGUGGGCAGGAGAGCAUGGCUUCAGCCCGGUCACGUCCUACACCAGCACUCCUGUGGCUAACCACUUCAAUAUCCGACUCAGAGAGCCAGAUGUGGUGGAUCCUCUGGAGAGCAUGUUGCCUCCAGAGCUCUCCAUCCUGCGCGACUCCAAUCCUCAUCCGAGAACCGGAGCCGCUUCGCGACACUCCGGCCUGCCUUUUCCCUUCCCUCCGCCCGUACCGGACGGCCUGCCCUACCUGCCUCUGUCCCCCUCCCUCGACGACCGGCCCUGGGAGAACGGCGAGUUCGAGGAGCAUCAGGGCGUUCUGAACGUUGGGAUCAAUGUGCAGUGCGAGGACACGAGGAUGGUGGUCAGCGUCGACAAAGGAAGCCUGGAGGCGAAGGGGUUUACUCAUGCCAACCUCACGCUCCAGGACCCAGCCUGCAAAGCAACAGUCAAUGCCACCCACUACACACUGGAAACUCCUCUGACUGGCUGUCAGACCACCGUAUAUCCCCUCCAGGGGAGUCCCAUGGCCCUGCACAUCAACUCUGUCUUGAUAAGUCAUGCUGAGACUAAGGAUGGGAGUGGCGGGCCGCUGGAUUAUGAGGAUCUGGAAUCCGGAGACGUGCUGUUCCCGAGGGACCCAGUGGAGCGGACAUUAACUGAGGCCGCGGAGCACCAGUCCACCAUCAUGUUCAACUGCACGUACCGAAAGAGCCAGGAAACCUCAGAGACGCUGCCCAGGAUCGUGCCCGGCCCGGGGAGGACACCGGUCAGCAACAUGACGUUUGUCAUGGAGCUCUACAACGCGCUGCCGUUCAACAACCCGUCACGCCAGGCCUUCUACACCGUUAAACACAUGCAGGAAGUCUUUGUGGAGAUCACAUCAACCGCAUCCGAUCCGGAGCUCGGGUUCAUCAUCAUAUCGUGCUUCAUUUCUCCCGACUCCAACUCCAAAGCGGCCUCAGACUACACUCUCAUAGAGACGGUUUGCCCCAAAGACGACUCGGUCAGGUCCUACCCUCAGAGGGACUUCCCUGCGGAGAAGAAAACCUUCAGCUUUACUCUCAACUCAAAGUUCAACACGUCCCUGCUCUUCCUGCACUGUGAGAUGUCUCUGUGCUCCAAGAGGCCUCUGAGCAACCAAAGACUGCCGCCGUGCUUACAACCCGGUGAGCCCUGCGAUUCUCUCGGCGUGGACAGCAUCAUGAUGAUGAUGAUGAACACCAAGACGUCUACCAAGCCGAUGGUCGUGGUGGACGGACCCAGUCAACAAACACCAGUCACACCUCCUCACAAAGUACCUCCAAGCCCAGGGAAUUCUUCUAAUGAGACCACGCUGUACGUGCUGGACACUCCGACAGUGGUGGGAAUCGCCUUCGCAGCCUUUGUGAUCGGGGCCCUGUUGACCGGAGCUCUGUGGUUUAUCUACUCGCACACAGGUGAGACAGCUGGCACACAGCAGGUCCAGCAGAAGUCGGCGCCGGCCUCCGAAAACAGCAGCGCGGCUCACAGCAUCGGCAGCACGCAGAGCACACCAUGCUCCAGCAGCAGCACGGCGUAGCCCAGGACGCAGCCCAGUCCGACGGUUCACAAGGACCGGUUUGUUGAUCUCCUUCCAUGAUAGGAAUUAUUUUUGGGGGAUGCAAUAGGAAGGAAAAAAAUGAUUUAAAAAAACACGUAAUAACAACUUUGGUUCUUAUGUAAAUGCCUUUCGUGCCACUUCAAGCGCGUGCAGACAAACAAACUGUCCUGGUGUUACUGCUCUGUAAUCGUAGUGAGACGCAGCUUGGCAGCCUCACCUCAUAUUUAGUACAAGAAACAAAUGUGAGUUUAUUCCAGGCAUUUCUUUCCAAUCCAAAUGCUGCUUUUUUCUGACCACAACACAGCCUUUAGUUUUGACCUUACAUGGUGUGAUUUAGGCUAACAAGCAGGUGUUCUCCAACAGCAAUCGGGCUGCGGUGAUGUCAGUAUUAGUGAGUGUGAUGUUAAUGGCUGGACUGUAACACGUUACUUCACGACACGCAGCCACGAAGGUGGCAAAGGAGCAAAGCAACCACUAUUAACAUGCGGACAAAAAGUGCAGUAUGAACAGAAAAGGCCGUCUUGACGCAGAGAGAGAGAAAGGCUUUUAAAAUAUGAAAGAUAGUGUAGGUAAUGAAUGUAUACAGAAGAGUAAAUGCCAAAAAAUGUGAAUGAAAAAUGUGAAAGACAUGCUGAUAAAAUGCCACAUUUAAUGAUGUACUCAUUCUUCCCUCAUAAUGGGUUCAAACACAUGUCGGUAAAACCUAUUUUACCAGUGCUUUCUAUACAGAGUAUGUAUAGUAUAGUUAUGUAUUUCAGUAGAUGAGGGUCUGAGUGUCAGUUUUAUUGAUGAUACACAACUUCACAGGGGCAUUAUGGGUUCCCUUUUAGUGGACUUUAUUGAAAUAGUCCAACAUUUUGGGAAAUGUGUUUAUUCUCUUUUUAUCUAAAAGAUAUAGAGAAGAAGAUGGAUACCUGUCUGUUGUGUAUGCUUUAAAGUAACACUAAGGGAUCAUUUUUAUAUCAGUUAUUUACCCCGUUAUGUUGAAUUUGUUGAUUUUGAUUAAAGUCAAAGAGGUCCAUGUUCAAUUACAACAAAGCUGCCUCAAAAUAUACAAAUUCUCAAUAAAAUGAAGGCAAUGAUCAACAAAAGAAACAGUGACCCAAAAAUUAGUAAGAAUUAUAUUUGAAGUCGAAGAAAAUUAUCCGAAAAUCACAUAGAAAAAUAAAUAUAAAGA
This is a messenger RNA of Plectropomus leopardus (leopard coralgrouper), 4069 nucleotides long. It is a transcript of the gene tgfbr3, whose product is annotated as transforming growth factor, beta receptor III. Gene Ontology annotation, molecular function: type II transforming growth factor beta receptor binding; glycosaminoglycan binding; transforming growth factor beta receptor activity. Gene Ontology annotation, biological process: epithelial to mesenchymal transition; regulation of transforming growth factor beta receptor signaling pathway; cell migration. Lineage: Eukaryota; Metazoa; Chordata; Actinopteri; Perciformes; Serranidae. The record is from RefSeq and is a predicted model, not a curated record.